CGCAUGUCGUUGCGGUCACGUGACCCGACAGCAUCUCUCAGCUUCACCGCAGCUCUGUGUGUGUGUGCAAGCGCCUGCAGUCAGUUGCUCAGUUUACGAGGGGUCCUUUUGAGGGAUACGCGAGCGGGACAUAAUGGGAGUGGAGAUUGAGACCAUAACCCCCGGCGAUGGAAGGACUUUUCCCAAAAAAGGACAGACAUGUGUGGUGCAUUACGUUGGCUCUCUGACAGAUGGACGGAAAUUCGACUCUUCCCGUGACCGUGACAAGCCAUUUAAGUUCAAGAUUGGUAAACAGGAAGUUAUCCGUGGCUGGGAGGAAGGUAUUGUGCAGAUGAGUGUGGGCCAGCGAGCAAAGCUAACCUGUUCACCUGAUUAUGCCUAUGGUAAUAAAGGCCAUCCUGGGAUUAUUCCCCCAAAUGCCACCCUCAUCUUUGAUGUGGAGCUUCUCAGUUUGGAGUGAUUUAAUAUGCUUUACUGUCUUUUGUUGAUUUUUCAUUUAUACAUGUUUAGUUUUACUAUACUGAAGUAACAGCAGUACAAACAGUUUAAAAAACAUGAAUUUUUCUUUCAGCUUUAGUCAUUCUGCUCAGAAACAACUUUAUCAACAUCCCGCCCAUAUAGUUUUUUUCCUAUUUUAGGCGUUCAUCAUGAAAAGAUAUGUGUUUGAUAAGAAACCAUAAUUUCAAUUCAACAUUCUUCCUGUGCAGUUGAUAGCAUAUCACAAAAUCCUUAAUCUUGAACUUAAAUCUUUGAAUGAACUGUUUAUACUUCCAUUCUCUUGUGACUCUUUAUCUCAAGCAUUAUCUCAGUAAGCUAAUGUUUGAGAAUCAUAAACAAAUCAAAUCAGUAAACUGAAUCAUUAACUGAAAGUCAUAAUUUAUGACCAGGAUUAAUCAUAUAAGAGAUAAUAUUGCUAAUUCUGUCAGACUUUGUAAGCUAUGCAUGCAUGCAUGCCUUUCAACACGCUGACUUUUUGGGACUGUAUCCCCCAGAGUUAGAUAAGUCCAUACAUACCUUUAGCAGCUUGGCACAAAGACUGGAAGUAAAUGGCUCCAGCUAGCAUACUGUUCCCAAUAAGUGACAAAAAACGCCAACAUUUUCCUAUUUAUAUCUCGUGAUUUGUAUAGUCACAGAGUGUACAAAUAAAAAAGGUCAUAUGAGACACAGCCAUCUUUUAACUGUAUACAGUACUGAGAACUAUAUUCUUAGAAGAUGAAGCACUGCUACUAUGGCGGAGUGAUUUGCUCGCAGCACGAUGUGGUGAGGAGCAGAAAGUUUGCGCUUAUCACUUAAUACAAAUCACAACAUAUAGGAAAAUGUUGCCAUUAUUUUGUCACUUAUUGGGAGAAGUAUGCUAGCUGGAGCCAUUUACUUCCAGUCUUUGUCCUAAGCUAGGCUAGCGGUGGGUGCGUCAGACAGAGUUACGGGACGCAUUGAGAUGAAAAGGGUAUGUAUGGACUUAUCUAACCCAGGGGUAUACGAUGAAUAAGCUGAAGUCUCAAAAAGUCGAUGUGUUCCUUUAAUGCUUAUAAUGAUUUUGACAUGUUAUAUUUACCAACUUUAUAUCUUUAACUUGCUAACAUUGACAGCAGAUGGGCACUCUGUGUGUGCUCUUGAUUUGGAACAUAUAGUUUUCAUUGACAGAUGCCUUGAAGACCAAAAAGUUUGUAGUUGGCUUUUUAGACCUACCCCACUAGUUGUAAGCAUCUGUUGUUGAUGUACACUGUGCCGGACAAGUGAUUAUAUUGUAGAUACUGUGGCAGUAUGGAUCUGGAAAUUAUGUUUUAUUUUAAAAGCAUUUUGAGUCAAAUAUAUCAUAGUUGAUUGAUACUGAUACUGAUGAUUUUUAUGAUUACAGCAAACAUCAAACACAUGUUAUAAUAUUCAUUAUAUUUAUCUAAUGUCAUACAGAAGCAAAACCAAUAAAAGAAUAAAACAUUCA
Paramisgurnus dabryanus is the source of this 1942-nucleotide messenger RNA. RefSeq names its product FKBP prolyl isomerase 1Ab (gene fkbp1ab). Gene Ontology annotation, biological process: protein peptidyl-prolyl isomerization. The record is from RefSeq and is a predicted model, not a curated record. Gene Ontology annotation, cellular component: sarcoplasmic reticulum membrane; cytoplasm. NCBI's taxonomy places the organism in Eukaryota, Metazoa, Chordata, Actinopteri, Cypriniformes, Cobitidae. Gene Ontology annotation, molecular function: peptidyl-prolyl cis-trans isomerase activity.